AUGGGUGCGGAAGGGGAGGCCAGCGGCGGUCCCGCAGUGCUGGGCAGGCGCGUUCAGCCGCCCCGGGAAACGGGGUCUGGCCGAAGCGAUCGCUACAAGCACUCUGGAGACAUGGACCACUCAACGGAUGCAUCCGGGCUCCUGGAAGGCUCUGGUAUUGAGUCUCAGAAAGAGAGAGUGGUGACAGAGGAGGAAUGGCUACAGAAAUGGGAAAUGGGUAACAUCGGGUUUCAUAAGGAGCAAAAGCAUCCGCUCCUCCAAAAGUACCUGGAUGUUCUUUUAAAUGGCAGGAGUGGACUGAGGAUAUUUUUCCCACUUUGUGGUAAAGCCGUAGAGAUGAAAUGGCUGGCGGACAUGGGGCACAGUGUUGUUGGUGUAGAAGUCAGUGAGCAAGCGGUGAAGGAAUUUUUUUCAGACCACAAUCUGCCUUAUUGUGAGGAGCCAGUCCCUGAGAUUUCAGGAGCAAAGAUUUUCCAGAGUACCUCUGGCAACAUUUCUCUCUACUGCUGCAGUAUUUAUGACUUGUCCAGCUCAAUAGUUGGCAAGUUUGAUGGGGUUUGGGACAGAGGAGCUCUUGUAGCCGUGAAUCCACGUGACAGACAACGCUAUGCCACUUUGAUGAUCAACCUAGUGGAGAAAAAUUCUUCUUAUCUCCUUGUUACUGUUUCAUAUGAUCCAAACAAACACAGAGGCCCACCAUUUUAUGUUCCUGAAUCUGAAAUUAAAAGUUUGUUUGGCAACUGCUGUGAAAUUAGGCAUCUUGAAGAAGUCGAUGACUUCUCAGAGAGGCACAGACAAUGGGGACUAGAUUAUUUUCUGGAGGUGCUAUAUCUACUAAAGCUUGUAGCUUGA
Molecule: messenger RNA, 852 nt
Organism: Cinclus cinclus
Lineage: Eukaryota; Metazoa; Chordata; Aves; Passeriformes; Cinclidae
Gene: TPMT
Product: thiopurine S-methyltransferase
Exons: 9
Coding region: 1-852 (283 amino acids)
Molecular function (GO): thiopurine S-methyltransferase activity
Source: RefSeq, a predicted model, not a curated record